Hippocampus comes (tiger tail seahorse) is the source of this 583-nucleotide messenger RNA. Its product is annotated as CDP-diacylglycerol--glycerol-3-phosphate 3-phosphatidyltransferase, mitochondrial-like. Gene Ontology annotation, cellular component: mitochondrion. Bases 175 to 558 code for a protein of 127 amino acids. Gene Ontology annotation, biological process: cardiolipin biosynthetic process. NCBI's taxonomy places the organism in Eukaryota, Metazoa, Chordata, Actinopteri, Syngnathiformes, Syngnathidae. The record is from RefSeq and is a predicted model, not a curated record. The transcript is spliced from 2 exons. Gene Ontology annotation, molecular function: CDP-diacylglycerol-glycerol-3-phosphate 3-phosphatidyltransferase activity.
AAAGACAAUUUUUUUCCUGGAAAAAAUGUUAAUUGAUCGCAGAAAUCAUCUCAUCACUCAGUUUUUCCUUGGUGAUGGUAACAAUCUCAUCUCCUCCAGCGCCUGUUGCGAGACGCUGACCCGGACUCUACCGUCUACCUGACGUCGGGCUACUUCAACCUAACCCGGGCGUACAUGCGUCUGGUGCUCGGGGCUGGGGCCGACUACCAAAUUCUCACCGCCUCCCCGGAGGUGAACGGCUUCUUUGGGGCCAAGGGCGUCGCCGGCGCCAUCCCAGACGCCUACACGCACAUCGCCAGGCAGUUCUACGAGCGCGUGCGUCAGCUGGGCCAGCAGGGCCGCAUCCAACUACAUGAGUACCACAGGCCACAGUGGACCUUCCAUGCCAAAGGUCUGUGGUACUACCUCCAUGGGCAGGACCGGCCUUGCCUCACACUUAUCGGCUCCCCCAAUUUUGGCUACCGCUCAGUUCACCGCGACCUGGAGGCUCAGAUCGCCAUCGUCACAGACAACGAGCAGUUGCAGGACCAACUGCGGGAGGUCCGUUUCUUUUUUUAAUUCCGUCAUCGCCCGACAGUCGGAC